UUUAUUAAAUUUGGUCUAUCCUCUAAUGAACUAAGGUCGGUAUACCUAUAAGACACCCAGUGUAAGCCCUGAGUCGCUGUCGAAUCGUGUAGGACCGUCAUCAGGGAUGGGAACCACAGUUACCCAAUGUUAGUUGUGUAUUGCGUGACCAGACUUGGAGGCUGUUACCCGGGGAUUGACUCUCGGUUACACGGGACCGUGUCGCGGAACUCCCAGCCAUGAUUCCGUGUUACGUGACUUCCUCAGAACAGAGCUAGACUGUUCAUUGAUAAAUCUGCAGAUGUCGAAAUUUUUUUUAUCGCGGUCUAUCUCUAUAAGUAGGUCCCAUUGCGUGACUUUAUUGCGGUUCUUAAAGAAAAAGAAUAUUGAUUAGAAACAAAUCGCAAGUUGAAGACAGCAGGAUUUUCUGUUCAUUUAAGUGAUCACCUCUGUUAAUGUAGAUAUUUCAGAGGUUACUUUGGAUUUUUCCAGUUCUGAUGAUGUCAAACUCGUGGCCUGAUCUGCUGUACAGACUCACAAGAAACGGGAAAGUAGAAAAAGCGGCGAUAGUGGACCAGCAUGGUCACGUGAUCGUCUCCAGUCGCGGGUUUAAUGUGACCAAAGAGGACCUUAACAGCGUCCGGAGUACCUUCUACGGUCGCCAUAAUUCCCUAAUGAAGGUUAAAGUUCACGGACAGGUAUACACGUGCUUCCGACACAGUACCCUGACUGACAUUGUGUUAGGAAUGGCUGGGGAGGAUAUAUUGGUCACUCACAGGGUGGCGGGGUUGACCAUUGUGGGACUGGGUCACGCAGCCACCCCCGGCUCCUGUUUAUUUGAAAUCACUAAAUUUGCUGGAGAAAUUCAGGAAAAGAAGAAAACCCCGCGGUUAAAGUGACAUUUUGUACAGUCUUCUGCUUAAUUAACUGUGUUUAUUUAAUCAUGUUUUAGCAAUAUUUAUAUUAGCCGCCAAGAAAACAGUUAAGAUUUCAGUAUCCUUAGGAAUUUAAUUAAUGGAAUGUCUCUCAAUUAUUUUUGUCCAUUGCUUUAAUUUAAAAUGACUAGAUUUAAAGCAAAAUCAUUUAUUUUGAAGAUAAAUUCUAGAGUGCAAAGUCUGGUAUUUUUAAAGAGCAAUUCCGCGAUCGUCAGGUAAUAGUACAUUUUCUAUAUAAACACGACCGCGUCAUUAAAGUCACGGGUCACACGGAAUGUAAACAUAAAGUUUAUCCUGUUCAGUUGUCGUCUGUUACGUUCAUUGACAUGGUCAUAUACAUACAUGACGAUCAGAUAUGAAGAUCGACUGUAGAAAGAAAACGAGUACUGAUGAUUAUCAAAUUUUUGAGGAUAUUUCUUACGAGACAUCGGAUAAAACGUCUCACAAGUCGCUCUUUGACCUCUACCUGCCGAAGUGUGGCGCGGAUCUAGGGAAUGUUCCUCCGAUGGUGGUGUUUGUUCACGGUGGAGGGUGGCGCCGUGGCGACAAGGACACGUGGAAACAUUUUGUGUUUCUGGACAUUAAUCUGUUGGCUGCUUUCAUUUACUGGUGCUAUGGUUUGUACGGGAAUGUAGGUAGAGAGUUCGCGAGGAGGGGGGUUCCAUGUGCGGUGAUUUCUUACCCCCUCACUAAACUGAAAACUCUGUGGCUGCUCCUAGAGCUAGCGACUUCCUACCUAGGAACUGUGAUAUUUCUAGGAGUAUUAUUUUCUGUGUUGUUUUUAUCGGUGCUUGUGAUAGAUUUUUUGACCCCUCUAGGCAUUGUGAACUUUGUGAUGUACAGACAUCACGACUUAACUGUGUCAGAUAUAUUUCUGGGUCAUCUUGUCUUAGUUAACCUUGUCACUCUUGUUGUGAUAACAGUACAGCGAUCUAAACACGAUCUAAAAUCCCACCGUCUUACAGCACUCUGGGCGACAUUUCUCAGUCUUCUGUACGCAGCAUUGCUAACCGAACACCGCCUUGUGACUCUGUGGGUGACUAGCAUUAUAUUAGUUCAAGGAUCGUUGCUAUAUAUGAACUUAAAAGCGAAAGAUUACACACAUGAGGACCAAGUUGUUGCUUUAUCAAAGUGUCUUAAGAAAGUUUAUGAAAUAGGGAGAUCCGCUAAUUACUAUGACUGUAAUUCUAUAUACUUGAUUGGGCAUUCUGCCGGCGGCCAUCUUUGUUCUCUUCUUGCUCUCCGUCCGAAUUCUCUGGAGGACGUGGGUGUUCCAUCCUCGAGUAUCAAGGGUGUGGUGGCAAUUUCCGCGGUUCUGCACGUAGAGAAGCUCAACACUCGUGCGGUGCGCCCUCUGUAUCUCCACCCAACCUUCGGCAAGGACCCGGAUGAUUGGUCGUCUGCCUGUCCAAUGACCCAUCUUCAAAACAAAAUGUCGUCGUAUCUCCCGAACUUUCUCGUGAUAACAGCUGAGAAGGACUGGCACCUUCAUCAGGAGGCGGCCAUGUUUGCCAAAGAGUUGGAGAGCUGGGAUAUUCACCAACACAGAGUGGUGUUUCCGCGGACUACACACAUGUCUAUCAUAUGUAACUUUGAUCGACAAUGCAAAGUUCUAAAUUUCAGUGUCGCCAGCCUCUGUGUUCAGUUUAUACAGCAAACGUGCAGCUUAAAAUAUCAAACACAUGAUUUACCCAAUACGGAAGAAUAAAUGUUGUGAAAGAAA
This is a messenger RNA of Saccostrea cuccullata (small rock oyster), 2637 nucleotides long. RefSeq lists its product as uncharacterized. NCBI's taxonomy places the organism in Eukaryota, Metazoa, Mollusca, Bivalvia, Ostreida, Ostreidae. Gene Ontology annotation, molecular function: lipase activity. The record is from RefSeq and is a predicted model, not a curated record. Bases 1270 to 2622 code for a protein of 450 amino acids. The transcript is spliced from 2 exons.